GCAGUAUGUCAAAUCAUAGCCCGAUUUUUUUUAUACCAGUGCUAUACCAUUCAAUUGUGUGAACAAUCCCAUAUUUCCUCUUAUGAUUAAAAGGAUUGGAGAGUAUGGGAGGGGGCUCAAUCCUCCUUCUUAUCAUGAAAUUAGAGAGACAUUCUUGGAGAAGGAAGUGAGUGAAGCAUUGAAUAUACUCGAGAAUUUUAGAGGAGAAUGGGUGAAGACUGGAUAUACUAUUAUGUCAGAUGGGUGGUCUGACAGGAGGAGACGUUCAAUAUGUAAUUUUCUUGUCAAUAGCCCAUCGGGAACUAUCUUUUUGUCAUCCCGAGAUACUUCUGAUAUUUCAAAAACUGGCCAAAUGGUUUUUGAAAUGUUAGAUGAGAUUAUGGAAAAAGUUGGAGAAGAAAAUGUUGUACAAGUUGUGACUGAUAAUGCUUCUAACUACAAAUUGGCUGGAGAGAUAUUGAUGGAAAAGAGGAAAAAAUUAUUUUGGACACCUUAUGCCGCUCAUUGCAUUGAUUUGAUGUUGGAGGAUUUUGAGAAAAAAAUUGAGAUGCAUAGUGAGACAAUUGAAGAUGGAAGGAUGAUUGUUUCAUACAUUUAUUCAAGGUGUAUGCUUAACCAUUGGAUGAAGGAAUUCACAAAUGGCAAGGAGCUUAUUAGACCUGCAGUGACGCGAUUUGCCACUUUUUACUUAACUUUACAGCGUCUUAAUGAACUAAAAGGAGAAUUGAUGAAUCUUUUUACAUCCUCUAAGUGGAAGUCUAGUAAGUUUGCAAGGACACGUAAAGGGAAAAGAGUUGAAGGCGUGGCUUUAGACAAUCGUAACUUCUGGACAAAUGUUGCCAAUUGUCUAAGAGCUGCAAUACCUCUUGUUAAAGUACUCCGAUUGGUGGAUUCUGAUGAGAGACCGGCUAUGGGAUUCAUUUAUGGAGCAAUGGAUCGUGCCAAGGAGGAAAUUAAGAAAAACUUCAAUGGCAUCAAAAAGUGGUAUGAACCUAUUUGUACGAUCAUUGAUGCAAGAUGGGCAUCUCAACUUCAUCAACCCUUGCAUGCGGCAGCAUAUUUUCUGAAUCCCCAAUUCCAAUAUAGUCCAAGUUUCCAUUUAGAUGCAGAUGUGAAAAUAGGAGUUUAUAAAUGUCUCCAAAGAAUGGUUCCUGAUUCUAAUGAGAGAGUAAAAAUUGAUUGCCAAAUGGACACAUUCAAAGCUGCAAGAGGGCUCUUUGGCCUAGAUAAUGCAAUAUUGACAAGGAACAAGAAGUCUCCAGGUUAG
Cornus florida is the source of this 1267-nucleotide messenger RNA. RefSeq lists its product as uncharacterized. The transcript has 2 exons. Bases 83 to 1267 code for a protein of 394 amino acids. The record is from RefSeq and is a predicted model, not a curated record. Lineage: Eukaryota; Viridiplantae; Streptophyta; Magnoliopsida; Cornales; Cornaceae.